AUGUUCUCCUGGAUUUUUAUUUUCUUGCUCUUUCAAAUUCCCAAAUUUGUCUCUACUGCUUUAAAAUUUAAUAUUAGUAGAUGUUAUUCCAUAAUCGCUGAAGAGUUUCACCAUGAAGGAGAUGUUGUGAUUGGUGCCUUUUUCCCACUUCAUACUUUCUACACUGAGAAGAAAAUGCCUCAUUCAACUAUACCAUACCAAUAUUUGGACAAUUACCUACAGUAUAACUUUAAGAACUAUCAAUAUAUUCUGGCUUUGCUUUUCGCCAUUGAGGAGAUCAAUGGGAAUCCCAAACUUUUACCCAACAUAUCUCUUGGAUUUGAUUUCUACAAUGUCAGAUUCACUGAGAAGGACACACUUAUGAAUGCUGGUAUUUGGCUCACAGCUCAUGUGCAGAGAAAGGUUUUACCUAAUUACAAUUGUAAAAAGAGAAAUUUCACUGCUGCAAUUACAGGAACAUCAUGGAUAACUUCUGCCCAAAUUGGGACAUUGCUUCAACUCUUUAAAUUUCCACAGAUUACGUUUGGACCUUAUGAUCCUUUCUUGAGUGACCGUGGUCAGUAUUCUUCUCUCUACCAGAUGGCCCCCAAGGAUACAUCUCUUUCACUUGCCAUUGUUUCUUUGAUGGUUCAUUUUAGGUGGUCUUGGGUUGGUCUAAUUCUCCCAGAUGACCACAAAGGAAAUAAAAUUCUAUCAGAUUUUAGAAAGGAUAUGGAGAGAAAUGGAAUCUGCACUGCUUUUAUAAAAAUGAUCCCAGCCACAUGGACUUCAUCUUUUGUCAAAUUCUGGGAAGAUAUGGAUAACACUAAUAUAAUAAUUAUUUAUGGUGACAUUGAUUCUCUAGAAGGUCUAAUGCGAAAUAUUGGGCAAAGGUUAUUGACAUGGCAUGUCUGGGUCAUGACCAUUGAACCCCAUAUUAUUGAAUAUGAUAAUUAUUUCAUGUUAGACUCAUUCCAUGGAAGUUUAAUUUUUAAGCACAAUUACAGAGAGAAUUUUGAGUUUACCAAAUUUAUUCAAACAGUUAAUCCUAAUAAAUACCCAGAAGACAUUUAUCUCCCUAAGAUGUGGUAUUUGUUCUUCAUGUGCUCAUUUUCUGAUAUUAAUUGUCAAGUUUUGGACAACUGUCAAACAAAUGUUUCUUUGGAUAUAUUACCUAGUCAGAUAUUUGAUGUGGUCAUGAGUGAAGAGAGCACAAGUAUUUACAAUGGUGUGUAUGCUUUGGCUCAUAGCCUCCAUGAGAUGAGACUUCAGCAACUUCAAACACAACCAUAUGAAAAUCAAGAAGGGUUGGUGUUCUUUCCAUGGCAGCUUAAUACUUUCCUGAAGGACAUUGAGAUGAGAGACAAUAGGACUUUAUAUUGGAAACAGACAAAAGAUGCUGAAUAUGACAUUCUUAACUUUUGGAAUUUACCAAAGGGUCUUGGACUAAAAGUGAAAAUAGGAUCCUUUUCUGCAAAUGUUCCCCAGGGUAAACAGUUGUCUUUAUCUGAACAGAUGAUUCAAUGGCCAGAAAUAUUUUCAGAGAUCCCUCAGUCUGUGUGCAGUAAGACUUGUGGACCUGGAUUCAGGAAAGUAACCUUGGAGCAUAAGGCCAUCUGCUGCUACAGUUGCACACCCUGUGCAGACAAUGAGAUUUCUAAUGAGACAGAUGUUGACCAGUGUGUGAAGUGUCCAGAGAGUCAUUAUGCAAAUACAGAGAAGAGCAACUGCUACCAAAAGUCUGUGAGCUUUCUGGCCUAUGAAGACCCCUUGGGGAUGGCUCUAGCCAGCAUAGCUUUGGGCUUAUCUGCACUCACUGCCUUUGUUAUUGGCAUCUUUGUGAAGCACAGAGACACUCCUAUUGUUAAGGCAAAUAAUCGAGCUCUGAGUUACACUUUGCUCAUCACACUCAAAUUCUGUUUCCUAUGUUGUUUGAACUUCAUUGGUCAGCCCAACACAGCUGCCUGCAUACUUCAGCAGACCACCUUUGCAGUUGCUUUCACUGUGGCUAUUGCCACUGUGUUGGCCAAAGCUAUAACUGUGGUCCUUGCCUUUAGGGUCAGUUUUCCAGGGAGAAUAGUAAGGUGGCUAAUGAUAUCAAGGGGUCCUAACUAUAUCAUUCCUAUCUGCACCCUGAUCCAACUUCUUCUUUGUGGAAUAUGGAUGGCAAUAUCUCCACCAUACAUUGACCAAGAUGCUCAUACUGAACAUGGACACAUCAUCAUUUUGUGCAACAAGGGCUCAGCUGUUGCAUUCCACUCUGUCCUGGGAUACCUCUGUUUUUUGGCCCUUGGGAGUUAUACCAUGGCCUUCCUGUCAAGAAAUUUGCCUGAUACAUUCAAUGAAUCCAAAUUUCUCUCAUUAAGUAUGCUGGUGUUUUUCUGUGUUUGGGUCACCUUUCUUCCUGUCUACCACAGCACUAAAGGGAAGGUCAUGGUGGCUAUGGAAGUAUUCUCUAUCUUGGCUUCCAGCACAGCACUCCUUGCCUUCAUAUUUGGUCCCAAGUGUUACAUUAUCUUGUUGAGACCAGAGAAGAAUUCAUUUAAUCACAUCAGGAAAGAAAACACACAUUCUAAAAGGAAGAUUUGUUCCUAAAAUAUAGUUGA
This is a messenger RNA of Mus pahari (shrew mouse), 2585 nucleotides long. Its product is annotated as vomeronasal type-2 receptor 116-like. The record is from RefSeq and is a predicted model, not a curated record. The transcript is spliced from 6 exons. Gene Ontology annotation, molecular function: G protein-coupled receptor activity. Gene Ontology annotation, biological process: G protein-coupled receptor signaling pathway. NCBI's taxonomy places the organism in Eukaryota, Metazoa, Chordata, Mammalia, Rodentia, Muridae. The coding region runs from base 1 to 2574 and encodes 857 amino acids. Gene Ontology annotation, cellular component: membrane.